Molecule: messenger RNA, 7785 nt
Organism: Cornus florida
Lineage: Eukaryota; Viridiplantae; Streptophyta; Magnoliopsida; Cornales; Cornaceae
Product: probable xyloglucan endotransglucosylase/hydrolase protein 23
Exons: 8
Coding region: 6739-7620 (293 amino acids)
Biological process (GO): xyloglucan metabolic process; cell wall biogenesis
Cellular component (GO): apoplast; cell wall
Molecular function (GO): hydrolase activity, hydrolyzing O-glycosyl compounds; xyloglucan:xyloglucosyl transferase activity
Source: RefSeq, a predicted model, not a curated record
UUGAUGCCGGGUUCGGAUUGAACCGGCUUGAGCAGCCCCGUUGCGAGAAAGUAUUUGGUGUAGCCGGUGUCCGGUGCACCUGGCACACCGAAUACUUUCUCCCAAGUGCCGGUGUAUAGUCCCUCAGCUUUCUGUUCUUCCCCUGCUCAAACCGGUGCCAAGGUUAGGGCUCUACAUUGCAUUAUGGAAUGUUGUGGGGGAAACUAAAUUCAAACAAGAGGUUCUGGAAUUGUGGGUGGUGGUUCAACAAAUUCCGACCUCCAUAGGCGGAAGUCUUACCUCUCUCUGUUGUAUAUCACCUGUAAAAUGUAAAUGUAAAGAUUGCUUUUCAAGUUCUUGAUGUAUAAAAUCUGCAUCUCUCUGAAUUUUGUCAUAUCUCUGGUAUUGUAACAUGGAUCAUUUAUAAACCAUGUAAGAACAAAAAUUCUUCAUUAAUAAUAUUGUCAAAUAAGAUGAAAAAUAGCAGUAAGAUAAUACAAAAUAAGGUACAGUGCUGAAAUGGAAAUGCUUGUUUGCUGGUAUGUUGAAAUUAGUAGUCAUAUCCAUGGAAUUUUUUUCUUUAUUUUAUAUAUGAUAUCUUAGUAUCGUACACUUUAUCUUUGCCAUGCAUAUCCUACUCUUAUGUCUUACCCAUAUUUAGUGUACCUUUGCUUCUUAUUAUAUGGACAACUGGUGCCAGCAAAAGAGAAGAAAUAUAGGCUAUAUCUGUGACCAGAAUCAGACCUCAACAGAGUGAUUUGGCUUCAUCGGUUAGCAAUAAUUGUUUUAUGUUUUCCCUUUUCCCAUUCUUAUCCUCGUCUUCUUAUUUUUUCUACAUGUUCGGACAUGUGAAGUAUCAUAGUUGCCUUCCACCUGUGUCCUCCGUUUGUUUUCAUGAGAGAAAGGGCAAUGUUCCUAGUUCAUGUGGUUCUACGCGGGCUUAGUUUAUUUGCUUAACAAGCUUGAAAAUUGGGCUUUGAACUCAACUCAUUGACUUAAUGAACAAGCAGAUGCCUGAGUUAUUCCUUUUUUUUAUUGUUUCAUUUGUAUUUUUAACAAAUCCAUAAGUAUAGGUGGUGGGCAUGUGCCUUGACUCUUUGAAGCCAUGUUACCAGAGAUUCAAUAUUGUAAUAUAACAAUUGGGGAUGAAAAUGCCACCACAGUUUUAUCCUGCUAUUAGGAGGAUAAUAUGCCAUGUAAAUCCUUUGAUUCUUUUGUUAACUUUGUUCACCAAAUCUGGAUUUCUUUCUUUCUUUUUUAUUUUUUAUGUAAUGUAAGUGCAACAUUUAGUGUAGUUCUUUUGCUAACUUUACCAGAUGAAUAUGGAAAAAAAUUUCUUCUUUUAGGGCAUUCAAUGUAUGAAGCACUGCCCAAAUAGAUGGAUUUAUCGUUGAUCUCCUGUUAGGACUCGAGCGCAUAAAAAAAUUAAAAAUAAAUGAAAGUUUCAUAUAUAAGUUUGUGUGCAUAUGCAUCAUGCAUUUAUGGGUGUGUGCAUGUGGAUACACGGACAUGUACCUAAUAAGCAUAUCCAACGAUUCAAGUUUGUUAUAUGGUUGUGCAUAAAACUAUAUUAUUAUGUUCCUUUUGCUUACAUUAUUGUUUCAAAAUGAGUAAAUGUGUCUAUGGUGAACAUUUUUUGUUGCAUAAAAGCUUUAUUUUACUCUUGAAAAUGGAAGAUUAUGAAGAUGUGCCAUGGCCCUAUAUCGUUGUGCCUGAUUUGAUAACUCUGAUGCUUGGACACAUACUAAAGUUUAUGUAAAAUAGGUUAGAACACAAUCCUCUAUUUAUACAUACCGAAUGUGAACUUUUUUUGUGUAUGCACUGCAGUCUUUCUUGUUUAAGUAGUUUUAUUUAUUUAUUUUUAUUUUUAUCUUUUUAAGUCAUAAUUAUCUAUUAGGUGUGCAUUCAAUCUUAAAUGUUAUAUCCUCUCCUUAUCAUGUAAUUAAGCUAUGCAUUUGGUUCACAUGCCUCUGAUGCAGCUUCAAUACAUAACUUCCGCAACUUGUAGCCUUUUCUGCUCCCUUGAAAUUAUUCUCGUGCUUCCAGUUUACUUUAUUUUCUCUUUAAGCUGUAUUUGUACUUGCAAAUUCCAUUUAAAAGUUUGCUACCUCUAUGCCACUUUUUGUUUGUUUGUUUGUUUUUGUUCAUGUGUACUGAUUCUACCUCUCAACAUUGACAGAUGUAUUUUUCAGAUUUAUGUUUAUGUAAAGAUAAAGAGUUUGAGUCUGAAGAUGAAAUCAUAGAUUACGUUGAUGUGGAUGACAGGGCUGGAUUUGUUGCCAUUGUGAAACGCCUAUAUGGAUAUUGAUUACGAAAAAUAAAUAAAUCUAUUGAAGCUAGAUAUUGUCCACACGGUGUUUUUAGAUUGAUUUGUACCUAUGACGCAGUAGAUUGCACAAAAGCUUUACUUGAAGGAGACCUUUUCGUUGUAGAUCUUAAUGUUCCCAUUGAAUUUGGAUUAUGUCCAUUGCAUAUUGCUGCUGAAGCUUUCUCAUAUGACAUGAUUGACUUAUUACUCCGCCAUGGGGCUCAGACUGAUGUCAGAACCAUAGAAGGUGAAUUCAGGGGUGACUUGCUGCCUCUGAAUAUAGCACUCGAAAUGUUAAGGUACAAGAUGUCAUGUUGUAAUUUAUUCCAGAAUUGUUUGAUAGAGCCCGUUAAAUAAGCCAUUUGAUCUUUGCACCAUACCUUCUUUUUUCCAUGUUGGUUGAUUGAACUUAUUGUUUGGCUGGAGCUGUUAUCAUCGAUACCUGUCUGACUGGACUCCAAAGCAGUCUAUUUUCAAGUUGAUUGUUAUUCUUUCCCUGCCACAAAUGAAAGUACCAUUAGAAACCAAUAGGUUGCUUGCAUGGAAUACAAAGGAUGUCAGCAAUAUAUUUUACCAUUACGCUAUGGAGGGAAAACUUAUUCCAGUGGCUACUCUGCUGAUGGUGGCUCGAGAAAAGAUUAUGGCUCCAAGCACGAUGCAGAGCAAAGAUUUUUGUGGUUUAGGAGGCGGCAUGAUGAUCCGCCAAUGCAUCCUUGAAGAGAUGGCAUCACUAACCAAUGAGGAGGUCAAAUUAACGUGCAUUGGUAGCUAUUCUAAUCAGAGGCUUAAGAAUAAGAAGGCAUUGAUGACAAUUGCCCUGCUGUUGCUUGAAGUUUUUGAUAAGGCUGGUGAUGCUAUUGAAACAUAUAGGCGGUCCGUUCGAUAUUAUAUUUCAAAAGAAAAGGUGGUGAAAGACCUCAAGGCUCUGCUUAAGGAAUCGGGUUUUGUUUUGAAGGACAAAGACAUAGACUUGAGUGACAAAAACUGGUUCGAUGCAUUGUUAAUUUGUUAAAUUAAUGAAUUUGAAAAUUUUAUGCUAUUUUUUCCCGUCUUUAGUUUAGCUGCUUUGGAAUAAGCUGGAGUACUCUAAUUCACAUUUAUUUGCUUGUGACAUUCUGAUAGUGAAUAGUGAAAGUGAAGAUAUCAAGCUGGCAACAGAAGUGUUAGAAAAGAGAACAUCAUUUAGGUCUCAAUUACAGGAUCUCUGCAUGCCACUCCACUCUGUGCCGCGCAGUUUUUGCCAAUAAAAGCGUCCGAUUACUUACAAAGAAAAUGAGAAAAGGUGGGCAAUGUCUAGAUUUAUUGAAUGGGGAUGGCCUGCUUUAUUGCAUGAACGACGUUACCAUAUAUUCCACUUCUUGACGCCUGGUAAUAACGAGUUUCAUUUCUAUCUGUUACCAAGCAACAGGAAGAUGGGUAGUGCGAUGAAAACACCAGCUACAUUUUUUCUAUGUACGAAAAUGUUCAAGGCCUUUGCAUUAGCAAUCAAGCGUGGGUUAACAUGCAUAUGAUUUAAGGUAAGAAUGAUUUCUUUUUAAGGUUUAUCUGAUCCUCCUCUUUUUUCUUUUUGACAACAAAAGUGAAUUCUGACUACAAUUUUUUUGCAAAACUUCUACUUCUUGUUACAUAGUGGAUGAGUCAUUUAGGUAUUCAAUUUUGUUCUCUUCAUAGGUAAUUGUGCUAUUUUAUUAUUAUUAGGGUAAAAGUGCGAAAAACCCCUACUAUAUAAAAAAUUUUGCCUUUUUAUAAAGUGCAUAUAAAUCCUUGUAUUUUGAAAAUUUGUAGCAAAUUGCUCCCUUGUUGUCAAUUUUGACCCUUGUUUUUUUAUAUAAAACAAAAAAAAAAAAACAAAAAUACCCUUAAGUGAAUUUUAGGUAUUUUUUAAUAAAUUAAGAUUAAAAAAAUAAAAAACAAAAUUAUUGGUGAGGGGUAAUUUGGAACUACUAGUAUAAAGUUGUUAUAUUUUGUAAUACAUUUUGUCAAAGUGGCAUUUUUCAUACAUUCUUUUUGAACAUGGUGGUAUUUGUAAUACCACGUAAAUAAUUUGUCAUUUAUUAAACUAUCGCAAUUUGAAUUGAUGUUAAUUACAGCAAUUUUUUUAUUGGUAAAUAAGAACUUUAUUAGAAGAAACAAGAAGUUGCUUGGGUUUUCCUAUUUUCAUACCCAAAGAUAGGGGAAAAAAACUUAUAUAAAAAAACUUGUGCAGUGGCAAUCUUUAGGGCACUAUGUUUUUUUCACAUCUCCGCGCUCCACCAACCACAUUGCAAUAUUAACAUUCUUCUAGUCCAUUACCUUUCAAAGCCACGCUCCCACACACACACACACACACACACACACACACACACACACAUAUAAACACACGUAACUAUUUCUACUCCUUCAAAUGUAACAGUACUACUUUUGAUGAUGUCUGUUAUUUGAUAUAUAUUGAGUAUCUAAAUAUUUGAUGAUAAUACGUUUUAAUGUGAUUGGUAACAAUAUAUUUUAAAACACUUCUAUUAUUAAUUACAAUAAUAUUCUUUGAUAGAAUGUUACCGUAUUUGUUAAUAAAAACUUUAUAAAAGAAGAGGUGAAAUUUUUAUAAAAAAUACAAUUAUGUCUAAGAAAAACAGUUAUCUAAAAUAUAAAACAUCUACUCAAAUUUUAUUUUAAAAGUUAAAAAUUUUAACUUCAAGUUUUACUUAAUAAUUACUAAAAGUGUUUUAGUGGUUACCUAUCACAUUUAAAUAUAAUUUUUUUAAAUAAAAAUAUUUUAAAGCAUUAAUAGGUAAUCCCAAACAAAUAUGCUCUUAAUAUGAAAAAAAAAAAAAAAAAGAAAAAGAAAAAAAAGGAAGGGGAAGAAGCCCCGUCCACACAGGCUGAUGCGGUUAUAGACGUGAACCAUUACAUAAUGUGAGAUUUCUUUUCUUUCUUAAAUGGCAUUAUUUAUUUUUCUCACCAAAUUAAAAUUUUAUAUCAAUUUUAUGUCUUUCAUUUAAUUCAACAUUUUUUUUUUCUACCUAACUUAUUAAUUGAAAUAUAUAAAGGUGCAGUGAUGAAUAACACAUUUGUCGCUUCCUUUAAUAUAGAAAAACGAUAUCCACAAUCGCUGUCUUUCAUAAAUAAAAUAUUUAUUUUUCUCAACUACUUAAAAUUUUAUGUAUCAAUUUUAUCUGUCUUUCAUUUAAUUCAACUUCUUAAUUUUUUUUAUACAGUUAUAAAUACGGAGUAACACGUUUGUUGGGCCCUUUAAUAUAUAAAAACAAUAUCCAUAGAUCAUAAUCGCUACUGACACGAACGUGGACUACUAAAGCCUUUAAAUCAUGUCGGGCGCAUCUUCUUUUAUAAGCUACUAUUACUGACCAAAUUAAUUUUUGGCAACAAAUAAAAUUUUAAACUAUUAAUUUUAUAUUUAAUUAAACAUUUAAAAUUUUAUCUUUCUUUUAUUUAAUUAAACUUCAUAGUUGAAAUAUAUUAAAUAAUAAAUAACUCCCCAUUUAUCCAUUUAAUUAAUAUACAUAGACGUGUUUUCACACCUGAGCUUGUAAUGGGUUUAACCCGAGAUCUGAUUUCAUCAAAAAUUCUUUUUAACAAUUUUGAAUUUUAGUUUUGUAUUAGAGUUUUAAGAAAGUAAUUGAGUUGGGCAUAAAUCUCAACUAAAAGAUUUUGAAUGUAUUAAAUUUUACGGAGAUCCAAGCUAAUGCUAGCUUGUUUGGAUGUUAUUUUUUUAUUUUUUAUUUUUUAUGUUUGGUUAUAAUAAAAUAUUUACGAAGAAAAAAAAUUUAAAACCUAACAAAAAUUAUUUUACAUUGAAACAAACAGCGUCCAAAUGAAAUAUGUUGUACUGUAUUUGGAUCAUGUUUAAAUAUAUAGGUCAGGUGUGAAUUAAGUCACACAUUUCUUCUCAACGGGUGUUACUUUCACGUUUUGCGCAUGCUCUCGCUCAAAUUCUCCCUAUUUAUGACAAAAUUCUGUCGUUCUUGCUCUCGAAUUUACUUUCAUUCUCGCUCUCGCUUUAUGUAACUUAGGGUGUAAAUAUUGUUCAUAAUAUUCUAUUUGAAUUUAAGAAAGGAAAAAAAAAAAAAAAAAAAAAAUUGAUAAAAUGCGAGUCUAACAUGCUCUGAAAACAGAGGGUAGGCUCAAGCAAGGAAGGUGGUGUUUGGAGAACACUCUAGUUUCACACACACACACACACACACACACACACAACGCCAAUAGCUUAGCUUAGAUCAUUCUAGGACUUGUUAUACUUGUCUCUGCUAGCUGUUCCCAACUCAACUUCAACCUCACUCUUUCUCUUGCCAUUUGGCAGUGAAGUGAACACCAUCAAACACUCCUUUGCCUCUUCUCAUCCACUACUCUCCUGCCUUCUUCACUCCUAUAUAAACACACACACACACACACAUAAAACCUGGACUGGCACUUUCUCCAAUUGCCCCAUCACCACCGUGAUCAAGAAACAAUAUCAAUCAAUGGCUUCAACUCUUGCACGAAGUUCGCUGUUGGCUCUGUUUCUAAUUGCCACUUCAAUGGUUUGUUUUGCUGCUAACAACUUCAACAAAGACUUUGACAUCACUUGGGGCGAUGGUCGUGGUAAGCUGCUCAACAACGGCGACCUUCUCACUCUCUCUCUUGACAAAAUCUCCGGCUCCGGCUUUCAGUCCAAAAAUGAAUACCUCUUCGCAAAGAUUGAUAUGCAGCUCAAACUCGUCCCCGGAAACUCCGCUGGCACUGUCGCAUCCUACUAUUUGUCAUCACAAGGACCAACCCAUGAUGAGAUAGACUAUGAAUUCUUGGGAAAUUUGAGUGGCGAUCCUUAUAUUAUACACACCAAUGUGUACACCCAAGGCAAGGGAGAGAGAGAGCAGCAAUUCUAUCCUUGGUUCGACCCCACUGCUGAUUUUCACACCUAUUCCAUCCUUUGGAACCCUAAAUGCAUUAUUUUCUCUGUGGAUGGAAUUCCAAUAAGAGAGUUCAAGAACAUGGAAUCAAUGGGUGUUCCAUUCCCAAAGAAGCAGAGGAUGAGACUAUACAAUAGUCUUUGGGAUGCAGAGGAUUGGGCUACGAGAGGUGGGCUUGUGAAGACGGACUGGACCAAAGCUCCAUUCACGGCCUGCUACAGGAAUUUUAAUGUGAAUGGUUGCAUAUGGACAGACUCGGGAGCAUCUACUACUUGUGGCCCAAGUUAUUUACACAGUAGCAACAGUAAAUGGUUCACACAAGAAAUGGAUUUGAGCAGUAAAGAGAGAAUGAAAUGGGUGAAGAGGAAGUACAUGAUCUACAAUUAUUGUACUGACACCAAACGAUUUCCUUUGGGCUUUCCUCCAGAAUGCAAAGCCAUACAAAUAUCCUAAGAGAAACAAAUGAAAUAUACAAUAGUUUAUCCAUAGUGUAAUGUACAAAAUCUGUUUUGUCUCUUUUCCUUUUUUAGGUUUUUGUUUCUUUUGUUUUCCUAGGAGUCACCAAUAUUGUACAAAUAUAGUUAUAUAUAUAUUGUAUAAUAUACAAUGUUCUUUGUA